Molecule: messenger RNA, 5129 nt
Organism: Amphiprion ocellaris (clown anemonefish)
Lineage: Eukaryota; Metazoa; Chordata; Actinopteri; Pomacentridae
Product: sine oculis-binding protein homolog
Exons: 7
Coding region: 230-2833 (867 amino acids)
Biological process (GO): animal organ development
Cellular component (GO): nucleus
Source: RefSeq, a predicted model, not a curated record
UGGAGAAAAGAGAGUGGGGAUUGUUCAGCGGUGGAGCCUCCAAGCCGGAGCGCACGCAUGUUCAGUGGACUCUGAUGGUGUGAAGCCCCAGAUGAGGGACUCAGACGUCCGGGAAUGACAGCGUCUGUCACCGGGAGUGACAUCUUUCACUCUGACCUACUCCGCUGAAACUCCUCCAGCUUGACACCCAGCGACACUGAUCCGGAUCGGAUCCAGCCACACCAGGACUAUGCCAGAGAUGGAGAAAGGGAGACCUCCGGAAAAUAAACGCAGCAGGAAACCCGCGCACCCCGUAAAGAGGGAGAUCAACCAGGAGAUGAAGACAUUUGCAGAAAGCACCAUGAACGAGCUCCUGGGCUGGUACGGGUACGACAAGGUGGAUCUCAGAGAAUCAGAGGCCAAUGAGAUCAGAAACUACCGUGAAAGGCGUCAGCAUGUGUCUGUGCUAAAAGAAAACUCAUUGCCAAAACCCAAAAGUCUGGAUACCAAAGUCAGUCACUCAGUCCUGGCCAUGAAGAGUGGAGAGAGAGAGUCCUCCAGUGUUCCUUCAUCCUCACCCUCCUCUUCUGCAACAAGUUCAUCCCUGACCUCCCCCAAGGAGCACAAGAGUGCCCCUGUCAUCGUCCCCCUUAUAAAGCCAUCAGCAGUGGAAGAUGUGCAGAACGUGCAGAUAGUGUGUGUUUGGUGCCAGAAAGAAGGUGUAAAACGCUACUCUCUAUGUAUGGGCUCAGAGCUCAAGAGCUUCUGCAGUGAGAAGUGUUUUGCUGCCUGCAGACGGGCCUACUUCAAGCGCAAUAAGGCCAGAGAUGAAGAUCUCCAUGGUGAAAGAUCCCCUCAGCACCCCCAUACAGAGGACUCGCCCAGACUGGUGUUGAAGAUAAACACCAAUGUCAGAUCUCUCUCCCCUGUGCCACAGGUAUGUGACUGGUGCAAGCAUGUCCGUCACACUAAAGAAUACCUGGACUUUGGAUCUGGUGAGGAACGGCUCCAGUUCUGCAGUACCAAGUGUUUGAACCAGUACAAGAUGGAUGUCUUCUACAGAGAAGCCCGUGCAGCUCUCACCAGCACCAGUUCCAGCCCAAACAGAACCAGUCAGGAAGGGCGGGCAGACAGCAGUAUGACAGGGCAAAAGCUACUCACUCCAGAGUCUUGGAACAGCAGCAACAGUGCAGGGGAAGCCCGUAAUAGAAACCUUUCCCCUAAAGGGCCUGCACUAAUCCAUGGAUCAGGAGAACCCACCUCCAUCUCUCCAUCAGAAGCCUCCUCUUCUUCUUCUUCCAAAGUCCCUGUCUCAGGCCUCCGGACCCUGGAGAGAUCGGUCCAACCUCCUCCCUCUGCUGCGGAGGUGUCACCACACCUUGCUCCUCUUCCUCCACAUCCUAUUCGUCCCACUCUGGAGCAAAAGCCAGUGCCUCAAAUCCCCAUACCAUUCAUCAGGCCUCCUCUUCAUGCUCAGGGCCUGAAAAGCCCCCUUGCCAAUCCUCCCAGACAUCCAGGCCCCCCAUCCAGCCCAAUCCACAGACCUCCACACUCUCCUCACUUGCAGCCCCCAACUUCUACAUCCAUGAAUCCCCCUGGACUGAUGCAUCCCUUCCCAGGAGCCUACUUCCCUGGCUUGCACUCCCCUCCUCUGAACAUGAUGCCAAGAGCUCCAGUCCCAAUGCCUCCCAUGAUGAACUUUGGGAUUCCUUCUUUUAGCCCUCUUCUGCCACAGCCCACUGUCUUGGUGCCUUAUCCCAUCAUUGUUCCCCUACCUGUCCCCAUACCCAUUCCUAUCCCCAUUCCAGUCCCUCCUAAAGCAACACUAGAAACUCCAAGUCACAGUGGAGUUAUCCAGCUGGUGCCAGACGGAGUAGACAGGGUCAGAUCCAGGGCUAUGAGACCACAAUCUCCAGGGAUUUCUGAAGGGGACAGUAGAUUGGUAGUCAACAAAUUGGGUGGGGCGUUACCUCAAGGUCUUUCCUCACCAAGUGACCCCAACACAAGGGACACAGAUUGGGUUAAAUCAGAGAGGCCUUUUCUGUCCCCAGCAUCCACACCUCAAAGUGGAGCAUCCUCCCCCACGGCGCAGUACAAUGAAUCCCCAUGCUCGGCUUCAGGGUCGGAGGCACUUGCAGACGAUAAGCAGCAGCAAACAGAGCGACAAGUCAUUCAAAGGGUUCUUCAAAGGACCCAAGUGAAGCUGGAGCCCAGUGCCAAUGGAGUGGUGGACCUGUCUGGACUGGGGGAGUCAGGGACUGGACAGGUUAACAGAUCGGGGCUCCACGAUAUCAUCAGACCCACUCCUCCUCUACCACAGUCACCUUCACAUGACACUAUCUACCAGCACCAGGACUCCCAAACUCCACCCUCUCACACUCCACCCAGCCCCAUGGGGAGCAGCCAUCCACAUGAUGCCACAUCCUCUGUCCUGAAAUCUAGGGAACAUGGUCAAAAUGGGAUGUCCUCCACAUCCACACCUGCCAGUCCAGACUCCUCCCUACCCCAGAGAUUACAAGCACCACCCUCUGACCCUGCACUUAGCGAGCUUGAGGCUAUCAAAGAGAACAAGUGCUCUGUUGUUAGUCCAGUGCGGAUCGAGGGCCCAAUCAGUCACUCAGAAGAGCCCUUAACAGUAGUUGGGGACAUAGGAGAGGACUCUCAUGUUCCCGAUGAGGACCAUGCCUAUGCCCUGCCCACUGCGCCAAAGACAGGUGGGACCACCACCCCACUGCUCUUGCCCAAACUCAGGGACAAGGGCAGCCUGCGGAGCCCAGCUAAUAUGCCCAGCGCUGGAGACAUGGAGCCAGCUCUGAAGAGGCGAUGCCUACGAAUCCGAGAUCAGAAUAAGUAGAGGAGGAGACUCCCUGUUUAACACUGUAUGGCGGUGCCAGAUUCAGUGCCACGCCCUCUUGUGGACAACACCAGUGCUAACACCCUCCAGCCUGUCCCUCAGCCCACCAGAGUGCUGCUCUGCCUGUAGACCAGCAGGGUGCCAACCCAGGAAGCAGUCCAGAUGGCCGAAUUAUCGCAAGUCAACAUGGAGGGGGAGCAGGGGAGAAGAACACAACACAGUCACACAGUUUUGUCUUGGACCAAAGAGCAUCGCUGGCUCAUGUGUUACAUUGUGUGCAGUGAGCGCUUGAAAUGGAGCAUCUCAGAUCUUCUUCCUGUCUGACAUUGCCCUAAAGUGUGCACAAGUUUGUGUGACUGCCCAGAUGCGCUCCUCCUCCUCCUCCUCCUCCUCCUCCUCCUCCUCUUCGCUCCACACAGCAGACAGGGCUCUGAUCAGCCUUGUGUGGUCUUCUCAGAUGGAGCCUGAACAUGAUCUCUUUCCAGGGGAAACGGUUUGUUUUCUCUGCCCGGCUUGCACAAAGAGCCACAUUGUUCCUCACCCCAUAUCCCACGCUGACUCCCCACUCCAGGUUUUGGGUUACCUGGCCGACGGGGGCUCAGACUUCAGGAGCUUUUUUAUUUUUUUGACCGACAGCCAGGAAUAUAGUAUACCCUUCUCUCCUCCACCUAUCCGCCCAAUCUAAAUACGGUACACACCAGUGCUGAGGUUUUUAUCCCUCACAACUGAUUGCCUGUGACUCCCAACGCUGCUCACUUCCUUCAAGGGAGGAGAGAAAUUCUGCUGAGAUUAAGACUUUAUCCGCGGGCAGUUUACUCACUGUGUAGAGAGUCAGGCUCGGCUGUUAAGACAUAGGAUUGAAUCCCCGAGGACAGCUCCUCGAAAACAAUCUACACAGAAUAUACGAGGGCACACCUGCUGAUGCACACAAACUGAGAUGGUCUGUGAACACUUUAGUCGUCUUGAUGACGCUGGUACAUAAAUGUGUGAUUUACAGAUCCAAUAUUCACCAAAUCUUUUAUGGCAAAUCAGAAUGUGAAUCCGUUCCAUGCAUGUUUUCUUUAAAAACAUUCACGGGACACGACAGUUUAACUAUUCAGACUGUUUUUCUCCACAUUAUUGGCUCCGAUCAGACAAUUCUGACAACAAAAGGCGGUUUUGCAAUUUUACCAAAUGUGGUGUUAUACUCAAAAGCAUCAAAUGCUGUGGUGUGCAGCGAUCAGUAUUACAGUUCAAGCUAUUGGGGAUACCUAAUGAGAUUUGAUCCACUUAGAGGCUUGUCAACACUUGUUCCCUUUGUACGAUUUCAGUUUUCUAGUUGAAAUCUACACAGAUACUAUUUGAUGUUAUAUUAACUUAUGGAUGAUGCAUAUGUAGAUUUUCACACAAAAAAAUAGCUUUAUUUCUUCACUUGUUUCUUUGGUGAUUGUAUCGUGUGAGUGCCGAAGCUCUUAAAUGCCCCCUUGUCUAUAUGUUUAUAUGCUGUAUCCCCACUAGAGAGCAGUGUUUACCUUUGUAACUUUGCACCUGCCCUGUUUUUUUUUUGACAAGAAAGCACCAGGAGGCCCCAUAGGCAGUCUGCUAAACACAACACAACACUGCACUGGGUGCCAUCUGACUCACAUCCAAUGCCAAGCAGACAGCUAUUCCUUCACAUCUUGCCAUUAUUUCAAACAUCCGUGUCAUAUCCAGGAUGUAGUCAGCAGCUUCUUCUACACACUCAUCAUGACCUAGAAAAUGUCCAAAUGUGACCCACCCACCCUGCCAUCAUUCCAAAACUACCUAACCUGUUUGUGUAUAUGUGCCUGCAGAGGAAACACACUUCCCCGUUGCCCCACUCAUUCCAGCCUACAUCGUCACCCACAAGUCAUCAUGCCAUAAUAUCAGUGUCAUCCUCAGCCGGCGGGGAGACUUUGUCAACAGCUAGUAUGAGUCAGUGAUGACAUCACUCCAUACGAAUAGCUGCAGUGUCAACAAGUGGUUCUGAACUCCAACACCACAGGCCAAAAGUCACAUUAUUAAGACUGCCAUUACUUUGAUUUGCUUUUUUUCCCCCAAUCAUUGCCAUUUCUCACCUGACACAAUGCUAAGUUGCGACAAAAAUGACUUCAGACGUUUUGUUGUUGCCUGAAAUGCAUAGGUAGGCUACUUUCUGACCUCCAUUUUCCAACAUUUAGCCCACUGUCUGGAUUUAAACUGUCUCACUGUUUGUAUUUGAAUAAAGAUUAAGUAACCAAGAGCUUUGGUGGAGACCUCUUUGUAAAGUAAAAAUAAAUAAAAGUUAUUCUAAGAGCAA